This is a messenger RNA of Pundamilia nyererei, 1440 nucleotides long. RefSeq names its product potassium inwardly rectifying channel subfamily J member 1b (gene kcnj1b). The transcript is spliced from 2 exons. Gene Ontology annotation, biological process: regulation of monoatomic ion transmembrane transport; potassium ion import across plasma membrane. NCBI's taxonomy places the organism in Eukaryota, Metazoa, Chordata, Actinopteri, Cichliformes, Cichlidae. Gene Ontology annotation, cellular component: plasma membrane. The record is from RefSeq and is a predicted model, not a curated record. Bases 69 to 1241 code for a protein of 390 amino acids. Gene Ontology annotation, molecular function: ATP-activated inward rectifier potassium channel activity.
UCCAUGGCCACUUGCUGAAAGAAAGGAGUCUGAAGGUCCUGCAGAGAUCCAGUGAGCACUUUGGGCCCAUGGUCUCACGGAGCAGCUCCAGGAUGUUCCAGCUGCUCCAGGGUCACAACCAGCCAGCUGGACAACGAAACCACAGAACCCGCCUGGUCACCAAAGACGGGCACUGCAACAUUGAGUUCGGGAACAUCGAGUACAGUAACCAGUUUGCGUACCUGGUAGACUUCUGGACCACCUUUGUGGAGAUUCGCUGGCGGUUUGUUCUCCUUUUGUUUGUGGCUGUGUUCACAGGCAGCUGGUUCAUUUUCAGCCUGUUGUGGUACUGGAUUGCAAAGAGCAACGGGGAUCUCGCUGGACAGAACCACACUGAAGGACACAUCCAGUGUAUAGACAACGUUAAUGGGCUCACAACGGCAUUCCUGUACUCAUUAGAGACCCAGACCACCAUUGGGUAUGGAGGCAGGGCACUGACUGGCCACUGUGCUGGCACGGUGGCUCUAAUUGUCAUCCAGUCUCUAGUUGGGGUUUUUAUCAACUGCUUCAUGUGUGGUAUCAUCCUAGCUAAAAUCUCCUUACCAAAGAAAAGGGCAAAGACUGUGACCUUCAGCCACACAGCUGUCAUCUGCUUGAAGAAAGGAAGUCUGUGUCUCCUGAUCAGAGUGGCCAACCUUCGAAAGACCUUACUAAUCGGAAGCCAGAUCUAUGGGAAGUUGCUGAGGACAACGACCACACCGGAUGGCGAGACCAUCAUCCUGGACCAGGUGGAUAUUGACUUCAUGGUUGAUGCUGGCAAGGAUAACUUGUUUUUUGUUUGCCCCUUGACCCUGUACCAUGUGAUUAACAGAUCGAGUCCUUUCUUUGAUUUGUCGGCUGACACCCUUCCUCAGCAGGACUUUGAAUUGGUGGUCUUUUUGGAUGGGACAGCCGAGUCCACCAGCUCCUCCUGUCAGGUCCGAACUUCCUACAUCCCACAGGAGAUCCAGUGGGGAUACAGCUUUCUGCCGAUUAUCUCCCGCACCAAGACAGGAAAGUACCAUGUGGAUUUUUCUAACUUUUCCAAGAGCGUCCGGGUCACCACUCCACACUGCGUCCACUGCUUUGAGGCCGACGUAGACCAGAGAAACCACAACAACCACAGCCAAGAAAAUCACAAUAACCAGCUAAAGAGGGGGAUUGAUAACCCGGGCUUUCAGGUGAUUGACAUACAUGACUCUGUGGAUGUCACUACAAUGUGAGCUGGUAGAAAAGGAGCCUACGCUUUUAUUGAAACUGUGAAUCAGAAUGUGGGAAGUAAAGUGGUAAAAGCUGGCGCCUAUCACUUCCUUUGAACCAGUUUCACUCUAAGUCAGACUGCACCGGCGAAUAAAUAUUUGGUCACGGUGAACCAUUCAGCAUCUGAAUUGUUGUCAGCUCUUUUUCCUUAAACAGAACGAA